Messenger RNA from Suillus plorans, 1022 nucleotides. RefSeq lists its product as uncharacterized. The coding region runs from base 21 to 806 and encodes 261 amino acids. The transcript is spliced from 6 exons. NCBI's taxonomy places the organism in Eukaryota, Fungi, Basidiomycota, Agaricomycetes, Boletales, Suillaceae. The record is from RefSeq and is a predicted model, not a curated record.
UGACAAAACACUUCUCGAAAAUGCCCUCUACUGCAAGCCAACUUGAGCGAAGCCUUAGAAAACUUCAGAUCUCAGAGUCUGGCUCACAAAACACGUCUACCGCGGUGACAUGGGUGCCCUCUAAAUAUAGCUCAGACGUAUCUCAGAAGGAACUUUGGGACAUGGGGACCAUUGCUUUCCACCAUGUUUGGCCAGGCGAAACUUUACCAGACAACAAUGCCUACAUCGCCAUGAAUUCCCUCACAUUUCUCGAGGUAUAUCUUGGUCUUCGCCUUUGCACUUUGGCGGGUGGAAAGGUGGUUGGAGAUUCGAAGGAUAUCCCAUCGGAGUGUGUGACAUCGGGAGAGGUGCUGUUGUUAGUAUUGUGGAGGGAUACGGAACGUGAGGCUACCUGUCCAACGCGAGAUCAAGUGUAUUCCGUGAAGAUGAAGCUUAAGCGCCCACCGGGAUGGUGGGUAGAAAUCCCAGGUUCCGGGAAUUUGCACCAGGCAAAUUUGCCCGGCAAAUUUACUGCGUCAAUUUCACACCCUCGAAAACAUAGUGUCAAUUUGGGUGAAUUCGUGUCUACUGUACCCAGAACACCUGAAAAGCUAAAAUCCGAUAUACUGGACAAUCCUGACAAACCAUUCAAAUUCGCCAGUGGCACCACUGGAAACCUGAUUCAGCAGCAUCAAAAACGGCUCCUUCAGUCAGAUGGCGCGAUAUGCAUGCAACCAACCAUCCUCGGUGGUCAACAACCUGAGAAGUCAACGGUCGUUCCGCCACCUGCCCGACCACCUAUGAAACAAGAUAUCACAUCAACUUAGCAUCCGAGUCAGGAUUCCUUCUCGAUAUUCUCUCAGACCAGCCUGUGCAGCUUGAACCAACCGUUUUCAUGAGUCAUGGACCCCCAUCCAAGCUGACGGCUGACACUGCAACUUCAUUGAUGAUACCAAUGGAUGACUGACGAGUGGGAGUCUGCGGAGUAGAUUACAGUCAAUUAGGUGAAAUUCACCUGCAAAUUAACGCAAAAAGCCAGAGCU